Rangifer tarandus platyrhynchus (Svalbard reindeer) is the source of this 384-nucleotide messenger RNA. The record is from the annotation of a GenBank genome assembly. NCBI's taxonomy places the organism in Eukaryota, Metazoa, Chordata, Mammalia, Artiodactyla, Cervidae.
AUGACGUCUCUGCUCACUCAAGAAAUUCGCCUUUCUAAAAGACAUGAAGAAAUAGUAUCACAAAGAUUAAUGUUACUUCAACGAAUGGAGAAUAAACCUGCAGAUCAAAACAAGGGAAAGGCCUCACAGACACAAGCAGCUAAUGCUGCUUUACAAAGGAAUGUUAGUCUUUUAAAGGAUAUAGAAGCAGCAGAAAAGUCUCUACAGACCCGGAUUCAUCCAGUUCUACCACCUGAGGUGGCUGCUCUUGAGACUCUUUACUGGGCAUCAGUAGAAGAAUAUAUUCCCAAAUGGGAACAGUUUCUUUUAGGAAGAGCACCGUAUCCUGCUAGUAGUGAAAAUGGAAAUGAAGCAGAAGAUACCAUUCAAAAGAGGGCACAAUAG